ACAUCCACCCACCACUCACUAAUCACUAUAUAUUCUCUGCAACUCUCUUUUCGUCCCCAUUAAUCCGAGCAAAGUCUUCUCAUUGUCUAUUCCAUUGCUUAUUUCGAUUUCGAGUUGGAUUCCAAUAUUCCAUCAUCGAUGGCUGAAUCGGAAGUUCCGGAACGCAGGAUUGUGGUAGCGGUGGACGAAGGAGAGGAGAGUAUGUAUGCUCUAUCCUGGUGUCUCAAGAACGUAGUUUCCCGAGAUUCGAAAGAUAACCUCAUCCUCCUUUACGCCAAACCGACUUACUCUGUCUACCCUGCUAUCGACGGAACAGGUUAUAUGUUUUCCUCUGAUGUAAUUGCGUCAAUGGAGAAAUACAGGAGGAAUUUGGCCGAUUGUGUAAUGGAGAAGGCCAAUAACCUCUGCAAGGAUCUUCCUAAUAUUAAGGUGCAGACGAGGGUGGAGAACGGGGACCCGAGGGAUGUGAUAUGCGACGUGGUUGAGAAGAUCAAUGCUGAUUUGUUGGUUAUGGGAACCCAUGGUUAUGGUCUCAUCAAGAGGGCUUUCCUUGGAAGUGUGAGUAAUCACUGCGCGCAAAACGUGAAUUGCCCUGUUUUGAUAGUGAAGAAGCCAAAAUCGGUGGGUACCAUUAGUGCCUGCAAGUGAUCGGAGUUGAGCUUUGUCGGGUUCUGCUCGUCUGUGUAAUUGGUUCUGGGAAAUGGGUAGUUAAUGUAGUGUGUAAACACAAAUCUUUCUGGGAGUUGUGAUCACUUCCCCCCCCCCCCCCCUUUUAGUGUCUGUGUGGUCUAUUUUCCUUGCUUCUCUCUGUUAAUGGAAAAUCUUUCUUGAGUUUUAGAUGUAA
Macadamia integrifolia is the source of this 844-nucleotide messenger RNA. Its product is annotated as universal stress protein A-like protein. The coding region runs from base 139 to 648 and encodes 169 amino acids. NCBI's taxonomy places the organism in Eukaryota, Viridiplantae, Streptophyta, Magnoliopsida, Proteales, Proteaceae. The record is from RefSeq and is a predicted model, not a curated record. The transcript is spliced from 4 exons.